Molecule: messenger RNA, 7545 nt
Organism: Cinclus cinclus
Lineage: Eukaryota; Metazoa; Chordata; Aves; Passeriformes; Cinclidae
Product: protein ELYS-like
Exons: 35
Coding region: 46-6891 (2281 amino acids)
Source: RefSeq, a predicted model, not a curated record
AUCCCAUCCCGCCCCCCGCGCGGCGGGUGAGCGAACGAGUGAAGAAUGCGAGACCUAACGGCUCAGGUAACGAGCAGUCUGCUGCAGUUUCCAGAGGUGACUGUUGAGGCACUUGGGGAAGAUGAGAUCACCCUAGACUCUGUGUUGUGUGGGAAGUUUUCUGGAGGCAGAAGUGGCCUGGCGUGGCUGGCGUGUGGCCCCCAGCUGGAGGUGGUGAACUCGGUGACAGGAGAGCGGCUCUCUGCGUAUCGCUUCAGCGGAGUGAACGAGCAGCCUCCCACUGUUCGUGUGGUGAAGGAGUUCUCUUGGCAGAAGAGGACUGGGCUCCUGGUUGGGUUGGAGGAAGCAGAGGGGAGUGUUCUCUGUCUGUACGAUCUUGGGAUCUCAAGAGUGGUUAAAGCAGUUGUUCUUCCAGGAAGGGUGACUGCCAUCGAACCCAUCAGCAAUGACGGCGGAGCCAGCGUGAGCACCCGGCACCUGCAUCAGAGUCUGCGAUGGCUCUUUGGAGUGACAGCAGUGGCCACAGAUGUUGGCCACGUCCUUCUGGUUGACCUUUGUUUGGAUGAUUUAUCUUGCAGUCAGAAUGAAGUAGAAGCAUCAGAUUUAGAAGUCGUCACUAGAAUUCCUGCUGAAGUUCCACAAAGAAGAGAAGCUGUGACCAGAGAAGGGAGGCAUCUCUGUUUUCAAUUACGAAGUCCUUCAGGAACAGCAGUAUCAACCCUGUGCUACAUAAGCAGAAGCAACCAGCUCGUUGUGGGUUUUUCUGAUGGCUACUUGUCACUAUGGAAUAUGAAAACUUUGAAGAGGGAGCACCACUCCCAGCUUGAAGGAGGAAGGAUUCCUAUCUAUGCAGUUACUUUUCAAGAGCCUGAGAAUGAUCCCCGCAAUUGUUGCUACUUGUGGGCUGUUCAGUCUACCCAGCAAAGUGAAGGUGAUGUUGUGAGUUUACAUCUGUUGCAGUUAGCAUUUGGUGACAGGAAACGGCUGGCAUCAGGACAAGUCAUGUACGAGGGUUUGGAAUACUGUGAUGAAAGGUACAGUUUAGACCUCACUGGUGGAAUCUUCCCCUUGAGAGGGCAGACCAGCAAUACUAAACUACUCAGCUGUCAGACCAUAGAAAAAUUUCGCAACCAUGCUGACAGAGAAGAUAAUGUUAAUGAAGUAAUCUCUCCUGACACCAGUGUAUCAAUCUUCAGUUGGCAAGUGAAUACCUAUGGUCAGGGAAAGCCAUCUACUUACUUGGGUGUGUUUGACAUCAAUCGCUGGUAUCAUGCUCAAAUGCCAGACUCACUGAGGCCAGAAGAAGUGCUUCAUGAUUGCCCCUAUUUUGCACUGUGGUCACUGGAUCCUGUAAUAAGCAUGACUUCUCCAAACCUCAUUUUGGAUAUUCUGGUACACGAGCGUAGUCUAAGUCGGGGGGUGCCUCCUUCUUAUCCACCACCUGAGCAGUUUUUUAAUCCAAGCACCUAUAAUUUUGAUGUGACGUGCUUGCUCAGCUCAGGAGUUGUUCACAUGACUUGCACCGGCUUCCAGAAGGAGACCCUGAAGUUUUUGAAGAAAUCUGGUCCUUUAAUCAGUGAAGCCAUUCGUGACAGCUACACUCGGUGUCUUGUAGCUGGCUUGCUGUCUCCAAGACUGGUUGAUGUCCAGCCAUCCAGUCUGAGUCAGGAGGAGCAGUUAGAAGCAGUGUUGUCAGCUGCUGUGCAGACAGGUUCUUUAGAACUUCUGACGGGAUGCAUUAAACACUGGACUUCUGAAGGUAAUGGUGCCUGCAUAGUUUUUAUGUUGUGUCCGUUUUGGUUAGAAAUUGUGGCUUCAUGUUUUGUUUUUUUUUUUCUUUCUCUUUUUAAAGAGCAGCCAAGUUCUGCUGUAAAUUUACGGUUUGUGCUUGAGUGGACGUGGAACAAAGUGAUCUGUACAAAAGAUGAACUGGACCAAAUAUGUGUUCCACUGUUUGAUGGCUCCUGCAACUUCAUUGACCCACAGACCUUACAGUCCCUUCAGCACUGCCAGCUGCUUCUGAGCAACCUCAGCACAGUCCUGAACUGUUUUCUAACAGAAGCCCGAGAGCUUACUGAGAGAGGUUUUACAGACUUGACAAAUAAGCAGGUGGUAACCAGCCUCAUUUCUUUGUAUGCACAAGUGGUGAUCUGGUUCUGUCGAUCCAGCCUCCUUCCUGAGGGUUUAGAUGAUCACAUGCAUUUGUCUAGACCUUUCUACAAUUACCCUCUGAUUCAGAGCUACUACACAGGUCACCGACAGAAACUCGAGCGUUUAUCAAGAGGAAAAUGGAAUUCUGACUGCUUGAUGAUUGAUGGAAUGGUUUCCCAGCUGGGAGAGCAAGUGGAGAAGUUGUGGCGGAGAGAUGAAGGUGGCACUGGGAAAUACCCACCUGUUAGUUUACAUGCACUGCUGGAUCUCUAUUUGCUAGAAAGCAUUGAAGAAAGUGACAAACAUGCAAUUACAAUUUACUUGCUGCUGGAUAUCAUGCAUUCCUUCCCAAAUAAAACAGGAAGUUCAAUCGACUCCUUUCCAACUGCCUUUGCUAUCCCUUGGGGUCUUGUUAAGCUGGUUCAAGGGUUUUGGCUUCUUGAUCACAAUGAUUAUGAAAAUGCCCUGACCCUGCUCUUCCAUCCGGCUACAAUCAAGACUGUGUCAUGGCAGCACAUGAGGAUAAUUCAGUCCCUCAUGUGCCAGGGAGAGCACAGGAGAGCCCUCAGGUACAUGCAGAUGAUGAAGCCGUCGAUGUCCAGCAGCAGCGAAGUGCGGCUGUUCCUCACCGUGCUGCUGUCCAACAGGUGCAUGGUGGAGGCUUGGGGUCUGUUGCAGCAACACACCACCAAGUUGAACAUAGAAGAGCUGCUAAAGCACAUGUAUGAAAUCUGUCAGGAGAUGGGGCUCAUGGAGGAUUUGCUGAAGCUGCCUUUCACAGACACGGAAAAAGAGUGUUUGGAGAAGUUUUUACAGACCAAAUCUGGUGUUCAGAACUGUGAAUUCCUCUUAGUCCACCAUCUGCAGCGUGCCAACUACAUCCCAGCACUCCAGCUGAAUCAGUCCAUGAAGACCAAUCUGACAAAUGAUCGUGAUCCUCGCUUGAGAGAGAGAGCAGUUGCCAGAAACUCUCUAUUAGACCAGUAUGGCAAGGUCCUUCCCACAGUUCAAAGGAAGCUGGCAGUGGAGAGAGCCAAGCCAUACCGUUUGCCUUCAUCAGUCUUGAGAGAAGUCCCAAGGCCAAAGCCAUUAUCAACAGCAACAAGGCAGGCUAAUGCAGGAAAUGUGCAUACAAGAGCAACUUUUAUCAGUAAGGUCUUGUCUAAAAUUGGAGAAGUAUGGUUAGGAAAUGAGCAGAGAAGAAAUACCUCACAAUAUGAUAGUCCUAGAGCUACAGAGCCAGCAGUCAGUACUCAUCCUCUCUCUGGUGCAGAGUUGCCUGAUGCAUUUCUUGGGACACCUAUUACAAAACUUUCUCAAAAGUGUUCAAGGUUGCUGGAUUUGGUGGUUCGUCCUGUUCCUUCCUGCUCUGUGGCACAGGAUGAGAGCCAGCAGUCCCCAUGCAGGGCUUCUACUUCUUUUGUGGCAUCCAGCCCCCUGAGAUCAAAUACACAUCGCUCCAGCUCCCAAAAGAAUCUGCCCAGAGCAUCAGAGUUGAAUUUACUGGAAACUCCUCUUGUGGUCAAGAGAGCUAAAGUUUUGGCCACAUCUUCUGGUUUUCCUGGGUUUACUCCUCAGUCUAUUCUCAGGUCCAGCCUUCGCACUACACCCUUAGCAACUCCCUCUGCAUCCCCAGGACGAUCAGUUACUCCUCCUCUACGAGCAAAGGAACCUAGAAUAUCUUUCAGGGAAGAGAGCUCGCAUGCCAAGUGGACUGUUGGGGUGACAGAAGAUGAUAAAGUACUCUUUGGAGCUUCAUCUGAGUGUCAUCAUGGCUUGGUGGAAGAUGCUUGGUCUGAAAGUAGAGCUAAACCCACUCUGUUUACUCUGAGCAAUCCUGGGGAUGAUGGUGCUGACUUGCAGGGGUCUUCAGAAAGCAUAGUGGGAGAUGAUCUGGAGAAGAUGGAUGCCAGCAAGGAAAAUAGUAACUUCUCUGUCAGAUCAGACCAGACUACUUUGGAGUAUCAUGAUGCAAAAUCACCUAGUGAUUUUGAAGAUGAUGUCAUCUUUAUAGCUGCUAAACCAGCUAAUUCUUCCACUGAAGAAAGUGUUGAUGUUCAAGAAUUGGAGAAGGAGGAAGAAAGUGAAAUGGUUGAAGAUAAACCUUUCCAGAUGAAACAGCCAGAUUCUUCAGGACGAAGAAAAGAAGCAGGAUUUGUGGAAGAAUCAAAUGCUGAAUGUCAUACUCUUCCUGAGCAUAAGUUGCUGUUUAAAGGUGCUGAGGCUGCAACUUCUGGGGCUGGAAAUGAAGGUGAAACAACUUACCAGAAGUCUGAAAUGACCUCUUCCUCAGAGGAAAAAGCCAUAAUGGUUGCAACAAAUCCACUGCUCGCUGAAUCCCCGGACGCAGACAGUGAAUCUGUGAUAAGUAUCCUUGACAGUGAGGACAUGGUCAGUACUCCAUGUGAAAAUCGCCUUGAGGUCAAGUGUGUGGAUUUACCUAACGAAUGUAACCCUGAAGUAGCUGAAGUUGAAGAAGGCCCUGUUUCUAGCAAUCCUCCAAAAACUGAGGAAAUUAAGGUUAUAGAAGAUACCUCAGAACCAGCACCUGAAAAAUCACCAUAUAGUGAGCUAGAUCCAUCAAGUGAUCUUCAUUAUAGCUAUGAAAAUAUAGAGCAACAGUUUGCAUGUGAUUUGCCUGAUAAUAAAGACAGUGAAUGUGAUGCGACUGAGGGAGAUGGAGACAUUUUUCUAUCUCAGAGUAAUUUUACCUUAGUUUUGGAAGGAGAAGAAGGGGAAGCAGAGAUGGGAGACCCUACAUCAGUAGAUGCUUUUAAACCAGAUGACACAACAGAAGAAAAGCCUAUGACCGAUUUAGGAGAUAUUGAAAGCCAGGAACAUGUUACAAACUCGGUGUCCACUGUAACUGGUGAUCAGGAAUCUCAAAAUAUUGCAGAGUCACUCCCAUAUGUGCCUGAACCUAUUAAGGUUGCCAUUGCUGAGAACUUACUAGAUGUAAUCAAAGACACAAGAAGUAAAGAAUUUACAUCAGAAGUUGUAGAGCAAUCUAUUCAUGAAACCAUAGGUAAAAAGGUAACUAGAUUCCAGAAGGCAAAAGCUCCUUUAGCACCUGUGCUAGAAGCAGUGGAAGAGGAAACCAGCAGACAUCACUAUGGCAUUGCUCCAAGAACACGCACGAGGGGACGGCUGAGUAGAAGUCCAGGUGUUCUGUCAGCAGGCACUCAGCAGCUGCUGAAGACAGACAGCCCAGCUCUGCUUGGAAUGUCUCCUCGGAGAAGUACCAGGCGAACAAAAGAAACAUCUGAGACUCCCAAACUCCAAACAGAGGAAAGUGCUCAAGAGGAGCAAGUACCUGUGAUGCCUGUUACUCCUAGGAGAGGUAGGAAACCUAAACUGUCUAAUUUAGAAAAAACAGAAAGCAGCCAUUCUGAUGCACAAACCUUGUCUGACAGUAUGCAGCCUGUUACUCCCAGAAGAGGAUUAAGGAGAGCAAAGGAAGCUGCAUCUGAACUCCAAGAAGGGGUUAAUGAGGAAACGCCUCUUGCUGAAGGCAGCAAUAUUGCUUCUUUUGCUUCCAGAAGGACUAAAGGAGGAAAAAGUUCAGCUGGAAAUCCAGAAACUGGCAAGACUGACCCUGAUCAUAAAGUAAAAACAGCAGUCAGUCCCAGUAGAAGUGCAAGAAAAUUGAAAAGCUUUAAUUUACAGUUUACUGAAGAUACUGUCAAGGAUCAACAGGUGCAGCUUAGUGACCAACUCCUUUUACCUGUGCCAAGUAAGAGAGGCAGAAGAAGAAAGAUUAGUUCAUCAGAAGUUUCAGAAAAUUCUGAUCUUGAUGUGUCUAAAUCAUCGCUUCCUCAAACAGAAUUUAAACUUCCUGUCACACCUAGAAGAAGUGCUAGGAAGGCAGCACAAAACCUCAUGGCAGACCCAGAGCCUACCUCUUCUCAGGAAGACAUACGUUCAGGUGUGAAAGUAGAAGUCCUUGAUACUCCUAAGAGAAGAACUCGAAAAGUGCCAAAGGAGAAUCCAGAAAAAGUGGAUACUCAUGAGCAAACUCCUGCAGAGCCAAGCGAGGAGCCAGCCACGCCCAGGACUAUGGUCAGGACAGGGCGUCGGGGCAGGAAGAGGAGAUCAAUGUCCGAGGAGACCUCCCAAGGACCUGGUGGCAGUCCUUUGCUGCUUGAAGACAUAAACCCCUCGGGACGUGGCCAGACAUCAAGAGCCCUGACAGAUCGUGUUAAAAGAACCAGAUCCCGCAGGACUUCCAUCCAUCAGAAACUGUCUGUUGAGGAAAAUGAGGCUUUCCUUUUCUCUCCUCCUCUCACAAAGCUGACAAAGAAAUUUGAAGCUGGAACAACAGACCAUCCUGUGCAGUUGAAGGAUUUAGAUCCGGAUUUGUCUUCUCAAUUUGUAUUUUCACCCCCUCUUUUGAGGUCAAGGAGAAAAAAUGUAGCUAGCAUUUCCCGAAUUGUGAAAGAAGCAGAACAUCCAGCUAAAGAGGAAGAGGAUACCAAAUCCAUAGAGUCCGGGGGAAAGCAAAAAUUGAAGAGAGGUAGAACUCCAAAAUCAAAAAUGAAGAAAGCAAGCAAAACCACAAAAGAAGGCUCUUGGUCACCUCCACCAGUCGAAAUAAAAUUCAUCUCUCCUUUUGGAACUCCAGUAGAUGGAACAAAAACUAAACAGAAAGAAACUACAGAUGCAGCAGGGAAGACCCUAAGAAAGAACAAAAAAAGACUGUCUAAUUUUCCAAAGCCAGUUGUGCGCCGGAAGAUGCUGUAACUGUUUUUUAAAGUUUAUAAUGUACACCGCUGUUUGUAAAGUCAUCAAAAUUGUGUGAAUUAGUAAAAAGAAGAAAAAUCAUCUAAUUUGGAAGAGAUAAUUUAUAUAAAUUAUUGUAAAAUUUCAUAAAAAUGGUCUUCAGUAAGUAACUCCAUAUGGAGUGUGAUUUCCUCAGUCAAUGCAGUUUUCUAUUUUAUAUUAAGACUUCAUACAUUUAUAUAAUAUGUAAAUACAGCUUAUUUUAGGAAUGUUAAAUAAAAGUGUAUACUUCUCAAUGUGCUCACUGUCUGAUAGCUUUUUGAGGGAAUAUUGGGUUGAAUGACCCAUAUUGCUCAGAACUUUUAAUGUUGGUUUGUUGGAGUUACAGACUCUCAAAAGUGAUUCCAAAAGCUUUUUAAAAGUUUGUUUAGAAUUCCUAUAGCAAGUAAACAUUUUAAACGUACUCGUUUUAAUUUUAAAAUUAUGUUUGACCUUCUGGCACAAAUAAUUGGACAUACAAUACAUACUGGUAAUUCCUUACAUUCACGGUUAAGUUGUACUGUAUUGAAAUCAGAAUGUAAACAAUUGUGUUUUAAGCUGUGCAAUAUUUUUUUUGUAUUUGUCUUAAACUUUGGGAAAGCUGCUCUUGAGUUCAUAAAACCAGGUCACACCUCA